AUGAACCCUAAAAUAAUUUCAACACAUUUUGUUCAUGUGACAGUUUUUAGACUGAUUGGAUGUAGUGUAGCUUCACAUUGGCAUCAACCUACCAUAAUCAAACUUCUCCUACUAGGCCUUAUCCUUUUUCUUGUUACUAUUAUUCCACUCUACAUCUUCAACUCCUCUUCACCCUGGCCAUCUUUUAGAACUCUUAAGACCAUAAAUUUUGGGAAGACUACAUGUACUAUUUUCCAAGGAAGAUGGAUUUGGUACCCCAACAGGUCUUACUAUACUAAUGCAACAUGUCAGGAAAUCUUUGAUCAACAUAGCUGCAUCAAGUUUGGCAGACCUGACACUGAUUUUUUGAAAUGGAGAUGGAAACCUGACCAAUGUGAGCUCCCUUUAUUUGAUGCAAACCAGUUCUUGGAGCUUGUAAGAGGGAAGUCAAUGGCAUUUGUUGGGGACUCUCUGGCAAGAAACCAAAUGCAGUCAUUGCUCUGCCUCUUAGCCACUCAGGUGGUCUAUCCUUUAGAUGUUUCUUAUACAUCAGAUUCAAGAUUGAAAAGAUGGUUCUAUGUUAACUACAACUUCACACUAGCAUCCUUUUGGUCACCUCAUUUGGUUAAAGCCAUUGACACAGACCCUAAUGGCCCAACCUACAAUCGCCUCAUGAAUCUUUACUUAGAUGAGGCAAAUGAUGUGUGGGCAGCUCAAAUUGAAGCCUUUGACUAUGUCAUCAUCUCAGCUGGAAGAUGGUUCUAUGGACCACAGGUAUUCUUUGAAAAUGGCAAGGUUGUGGGUUGCCAUUUGUGCCUCAAAAACAAUAUCAAGAACCUUACUAUGUUAUAUGGAUACAGAAGGGAUUUCAGGACUGCUUUCAAGAUCCUUACGGGACUUGAAAAUUUUAAUGGGGUGACAUUUUUGAGGACAUUGUCACCUGCACAUUUUGAGAAUGGGGAAUGGAACAGAGGAGGGAAUUGUAUCAGGACAAGGCCAGUUUCAAGAGGAGAAAUGAAAUUGGAAGGGGAUGAUUUGGAGCUCUACUUGACUCAAGUUGAGGAGUUAAGGAGAGCAGAAAGGGAAGGGAAGAAGAGAGGUUUGAAGUUUAGAUUGCUAGACAUAAAUGAAGCAAUGGUUGUGAGGCCAGAUGGACACCCUAACCAUUAUGGGCAUUGGCCACAUGAGAAUGUGACUAUUUCUGAUUGUGUGCAUUGGUGCUUGCCAGGUCCUAUUGAUACUUGGAAUGAUUUCUUGCUUCAGAUGUUGAAGAUGGAAAGGUAUUGAGAAGCCAUUUGAUUUCAAAGAUACUGCUAGCCCAAUCUUUGUUGCAAAAUUUUUCUUUCUAAUAAAAUCAUAGCAUUAAUUUUUUGGAUGUACAGUAAAUUGAGUUAAUUUCUGUC
This is a messenger RNA of Hevea brasiliensis (rubber tree), 1382 nucleotides long. RefSeq names its product protein trichome birefringence-like 19. Gene Ontology annotation, cellular component: Golgi apparatus. Gene Ontology annotation, molecular function: O-acetyltransferase activity. NCBI's taxonomy places the organism in Eukaryota, Viridiplantae, Streptophyta, Magnoliopsida, Malpighiales, Euphorbiaceae. The transcript is spliced from 3 exons. Bases 1 to 1266 code for a protein of 421 amino acids. The record is from RefSeq and is a predicted model, not a curated record.